AUGUCGUCGACCCCUUACCUCGACGCACUCCGCAGGGAUGGGUUUGUGAAGCUCCCUAAUCUCAUCACACCCCAGCUUCUGCUGGCGCUCAAAGCCUGUUCCAAGUACACUGCCGACCGGGCGCGGCAAGGCAAGUGGCCCUACGUGCGGACAGUUCCCAAGCAGUAUCCGCCAUGGCACGAGUGGCAGCCGGGAGACAAUAUCUGGGGCGUCCAGCAUCUUCUCCACCCCGACAUGAAUGUGCGAGACACUUUUGCCGAAUUGUACUUUUCCGACGAGGUGCUGUCUGUGGUGAAGGAAUUGCUGGGUUUGAAAGAUGACCCGGACGCGGAUGAGAAGCUAGUCAUGGAACUGUUCAAUCUGUUGGUGAGCCCAGGGGAACAGCGGGACUUCGAACUUUCCUGGCAUCGAGACGACGUUCGUCCAGAUGUAACGCCCGAGGAGGAAGAGAGGCUGCUCGAGGAGAAAAGUCCCAAAGGCCAUCAGCUGCAUGCCCAAUACAAUAUUGCUCUUUUUGACGAUUCCUCGCUCAUCGUCGUGCCGGGUAGCCAUCGACGCAUCAGGACAGAGACAGAACGGACGGCCGACCCAUACGAGCCACAUCUGCCCGGACAAGUCGUGGUGGAGCUUCGACCGGGAGAUGCUGUCUUUUACGAUAGUAACAUCCUGCACCGUGGCAGCUACAAGGGCAUUGAUGCAACGAGCGAGUUUGGCCGUAUGACCCUGCACGGAUCCGUUGGGCUGGCGGGCUAUGGGAACGAGCGCGCACGACAGGUUCUGCAACAUGCGGUUGGCGAAUGGGUGGACCAGGCACAAUUUGAGCUCGAGGGUCGCAAAGGGGAGCGAGCAGAGGCCAUGAGGAAGAGGCUGGUCGAGAUGGGCAGCGGCAAGGACUUGGGAUAUUCGCUGGUCGGCUGA
Messenger RNA from Exophiala dermatitidis NIH/UT8656, 918 nucleotides. RefSeq lists its product as uncharacterized. The transcript has a single exon. The record is from RefSeq and is a predicted model, not a curated record. Bases 1 to 918 code for a protein of 305 amino acids. Lineage: Eukaryota; Fungi; Ascomycota; Eurotiomycetes; Chaetothyriales; Herpotrichiellaceae.